AUGUAUGCAGGUGUUCCCCUUCUUUGUAUUCCAAAAUUUGCCGAUAUGUUUCACCUUUCUUCCAUAGCUGAAUAUUUGGGUAUCGGUAAAUUUGUUUGGGCGUCUAGGAAAGUGAAAAAGUGGGCGUGGUGGUGGCGUCGGUGGUGGUCAAGAAAAGGGAAAUUGGUCAAGAAAGCGAUUAAAAAUCCAAAUUUUAUAAAUGAUUUUUCUGAGGCUUUGGAAGAAAUGAUAAGCGGAGAGUAAG
Molecule: messenger RNA, 244 nt
Organism: Meloidogyne enterolobii
Lineage: Eukaryota; Metazoa; Nematoda; Chromadorea; Rhabditida; Meloidogynidae
Source: the annotation of a GenBank genome assembly